Molecule: messenger RNA, 1341 nt
Organism: Clarias gariepinus (North African catfish)
Lineage: Eukaryota; Metazoa; Chordata; Actinopteri; Siluriformes; Clariidae
Product: ribose-phosphate pyrophosphokinase 2
Exons: 7
Coding region: 198-1154 (318 amino acids)
Biological process (GO): purine nucleotide biosynthetic process; 5-phosphoribose 1-diphosphate biosynthetic process
Cellular component (GO): cytoplasm; ribose phosphate diphosphokinase complex
Molecular function (GO): magnesium ion binding; ribose phosphate diphosphokinase activity
Source: RefSeq, a predicted model, not a curated record
UCACUUCCUGAUUGCGCGCUCCCGGGCUCACCGCGCUUAUCUAGCAUGCAGCGCUGCUGUUUUUGUUCACUUUAACCAGCCCAGCUCCGUGCAUUGGAGAUUACUUUCUUUAUCUCCUUUUUAUUUUAUUUUUUUUCAGGAAACUUUCCUGGUUUUUAUUUGUGCAUAUUCCUAAAAUAAGCGCGCGCAUUUCCACCAUGCCUAACAUCGUGCUGUUCAGCGGGAGCUCCCACCACGACCUGUCCCAAAAAGUGGCCGACCGUCUCGGGCUGGAGCUGGGCAAAGUGAUCACCAAGAAAUUCAGCAAUCAGGAAACCUGCGUGGAAAUAGGAGAGAGCGUGCGAGGCGAGGAUGUCUACAUCAUACAGAGCGGCUGUGGAGAAAUCAACGACAAUCUCAUGGAGCUGCUCAUUAUGAUCAAUGCAUGCAAGAUCGCUUCGUCGUCACGUGUCACCGCUGUCAUCCCAUGCUUUCCCUACGCCCGGCAGGACAAAAAGGACAAAAGCCGUGCACCGAUUUCUGCUAAACUGGUUGCUAACAUGCUGUCGGUAGCCGGAGCAGAUCAUAUCAUCACUAUGGACCUUCAUGCUUCCCAGAUUCAGGGGUUUUUUGACAUUGCUGUUGACAACCUAUACGCAGAACCCGCGGUCCUCCAGUGGAUCAGAGAAAACAUUCCGGAGUGGAAAAACUGCAUUAUCGUGUCGCCUGACGCCGGUGGCGCUAAGAGGGUGACCUCCAUCGCCGACCGGCUGAACGUAGAGUUUGCUCUCAUUCAUAAAGAGCGCAAAAAAGCUAACGAGGUGGACCGGAUGGUGCUGGUAGGGGACGUGAAGGACCGAGUGGCCAUCCUGGUGGACGAUAUGGCUGACACGUGUGGAACCAUCUGCCACGCUGCUGAUAAGCUGAUCUCUGCCGGCGCUAUAAAGGUCUACGCAAUUCUUACCCAUGGCAUCUUCUCGGGUCCUGCGAUUUCACGGAUCAACAACGCUCCCUUCGAGGCUGUUGUUGUCACCAACACCAUUCCACAAGAGGAGAAGAUGAAGCAAUGUCCCAAAAUUCAGGUCAUCGACAUCUCCAUGAUUUUAGCCGAGGCUAUCCGGAGAACCCACAACGGCGAAUCCGUCUCGUACCUUUUCAGUCACGUUCCGUUGUAAAAGAGAAGAGCGGUUAGACCUUCAUCCUCCUACGUCAAUGAUAUCCAUUCGGCCAGUACCCAUCAUCACCACUCGGGAGUCCUGAGAGUCGGUCACAUCCAGGAGCAAACAUUCCAUUCACAAAACGAACUUUGUGGCAGUUUACCAUGGCUCUUUUUUUUUUUUGGGAUCUUUUGUGUUAACCAAA